AUGGGCGCUGUGACGUCACAUCCAAUUUUUCUGGCCCUGGAAGAGCUACUACGCUCAAAAGGACUAAAGUUAAAAAAGACUACUUUACAGGGGUUCCUUGAGGAAUGCAACAUUGUAGCUCCUUGGUUCAUAGUCUCCGGGAGCCUUACAAUAGCCUCCUGGGACAAAUUAGGGAGGGAUUUGGACUUUGCCUAUGAACAGGGCACAUUAAAGGCAGGAGUCUGCCCCAUUUGGAGAUUGAUUAGUGGCUGCCUGGAGGAUCAGAGCUGCUGUGAGGUUAUAGAAAAUGGACAGUCAGCACUGGAGCAGUUACAGGAGGAAAGGUCAGAGAAGGCGAUCAGUGAAAAGGGAAACAGUGAACAGGGCAAAAGGGGGCGACUAUACCCAGAUCUGUCCGAGCUAAAAUCGGAAAGAGGGAGUCCCAGCGAGUCAGAGGAGGAAGAAGUGAGAGCACUUAUUCAACAGAUGAAAAGGAGCCGUAUAAAACAAGGGGAACGUAAGCUAAGCCAACCUGCACUUAAUGAGGACGUAGAAAGAACUUCCGGUUGGACCCCUUUAGCUCCUCCUCCAUAUCAACAUGGAGCCAAUGGGCACAAGUUUUGCCCAGACACAUGGCAAACUGCUCAAGCAGAACUCGCCUUCCCAGUUUUUCAAGACAAUAAUCAACAGAGAUUCCAUGAGCCUCUAGAAUUUAAAGUAAUUAAGUCCCUGGCUGAGUCUGUUCGGACAUAUGGGAUUACAGCCUCUUUUACCGUGGCUCAAGUGGAAGCUAUAAAGAGAUACUGCAUGACCCCCUCUGAUUGGGCGAGUCUAGCACGGGCAUGUUUGAGUCCAGGCCAAUACUUGGAUUGGAGGGCAUUUAUGCUGGAAUUUUGUAAUGACCAGGCAGCCAUCAAUCAAGCGAACGGACGCCAGGCUUGGGACAGAGACAUGCUCCUAGGACAAGGUCGCUUUGCUAAUGCUCAGACAGGAUAUCCCCCUGAAGUCUAUCAACAAAUAAAUGAUGUUUGCAUUAAGGCGUGGAAAUCACUACCAAAUAAGGGGGAAGUUAGCGGCAAUCUCACCAAGAUCCUGCAGGGGGCUACCGAGCCUUUUUCAGAUUUUGUGGCCAGAAUGGUGGAAGCAGCAGGCAGAAUUUUUGGGGAUCCUGACAUGGCUAUGCCUCUUAUAAAACAAUUAGUUUUUGAGCAAUGCACUAAAGAAUGCAAAGCCGCCAUUACCCCGUAUAAACAUAGAGGGUUGGAGGCAUGGAUGAAAGUGUGCAGGGAGCUGGGAGGACCUCUAACUAAUGCAGGCCUUGCCACCGCAGUACUCCAGUAUUCAAAUAGGCAGGGGGGGGGAGUUCUGGAGUGA
Dipodomys ordii (Ord's kangaroo rat) is the source of this 1353-nucleotide messenger RNA. RefSeq names its product igE-binding protein-like. Gene Ontology annotation, molecular function: structural molecule activity. The coding region runs from base 1 to 1353 and encodes 450 amino acids. The record is from RefSeq and is a predicted model, not a curated record. The transcript has a single exon. Lineage: Eukaryota; Metazoa; Chordata; Mammalia; Rodentia; Heteromyidae. Gene Ontology annotation, biological process: viral process.